Molecule: messenger RNA, 2287 nt
Organism: Coffea eugenioides
Lineage: Eukaryota; Viridiplantae; Streptophyta; Magnoliopsida; Gentianales; Rubiaceae
Product: ERAD-associated E3 ubiquitin-protein ligase HRD1B-like
Exons: 8
Coding region: 298-1893 (531 amino acids)
Source: RefSeq, a predicted model, not a curated record
GCCGCCGCUGGCUGCCCUCCUAAUCUGGACGUCGCUGGACGCUGAGAGGAGAGGAGAGGGACUUUCCGGUUGGUGUAUAUUUAAUCCACUGAUUUCGAAAAAUCUAUAUCAUGUUUUGUUUGUUUACUUUGCUGUUUGCGAAAACGAUCUACUCCGAUUAAAUACACUAAUUAGAAAGAAACCGCAGUAUAGAUAUCCGAAUUGGAGGAUACGGCCAUACCAUAAUCAAUCUUCUGUUAGUCGCUGCGAUUCAGAACUCGAAGAAACCCCAGGCACAGACAAAGAGACAAUAACGAAAUGCUGAGGCUGCAGACUUACGCUGGGCUCAGUAUAAUUGCAACCCUUGCUGUAAUUUAUCAUGCCUUUAGCAGUAGAGGUCAAUUCUAUCCAGCCAUGGUUCAUUUAUCCACCUCCAAGAUCAGCUUGGUACUUCUCCUCAACAUGGGCCUCGUCAUUAUGUGCAUUCUCUGGCAGUUGACCAAGAAAAUCUUUCUUGGUUCCCUCCGCGAAGCUGAGGUUGAGAGGUUGAAUGAGCAGUCCUGGCGUGAAGUCAUGGAAAUACUCUUUGCCAUCACUAUUUUCCGCCAGGACUUUUCCGUCAGUUUUCUUGUCAUGGUUACUACACUUCUCUUGAUCAAGGCUUUGCAUUGGUUGGCUCAGAAAAGGGUUGAGUACAUUGAGACCACUCCAACUGUCCCUGCCUGGUCCCAUCUCCGCAUCGUCUCCUUUAUGGCAUUCCUACUCCUUGUCGACACCCUCUUCUUGUACAACUCUGUAAAGUAUUUGAUACUGACAAGACAGGCUUCAGUUUCUCUCUUCUUUUCUUUCGAGUACAUGAUACUAGCUACAACCACCGUCUCAACUUUUAUCAAAUAUGUAUUUUAUGUCAGCGACAUGCUUAUGGAAGGACAAUGGGAAGGCAAGGCUGUCUACACCUUCUAUUUGGAGCUCAUCCGAGAUCUGCUACACUUGUCUAUGUACCUGUGCUUUUUUCUUGUAAUCUUCGUGAACUAUGGUGUUCCUCUACACUUGAUUCGGGAGCUUUAUGAGACCUUUCGCAACUUCAGAGUUCGAGUUGCCGAUUAUAUUCGGUAUCGGAAGAUCACUUCAAAUAUGAACGAUCGUUUUCCAGACGCAACACCGGAAGAGCUUAAUGCUGAUGCAACCUGCAUUAUUUGCCGUGAGGAGAUGACUACAGCAAAGAAACUCCUUUGCGGGCAUCUUUUCCAUGUGCAUUGUCUUCGUUCAUGGUUGGAAAGGCAGCACACAUGUCCUACUUGCAGAGCACUUGUUGUACCACCUGAAAAUGGGACAAUUACAGCUGGAUCACGGCCUGAUAGUCAUCAACAGGGAACAAGCAUGGCUGGUACAUCUUCUCACACAUCUGCUAGUAAUGACAUGGCAAAUGGUAAUAUCAACCAACACCAGGCUAGACUCCAAGCUGCAGCAGCUGCUGCCUCAAUAUAUGGAAAAUCUUUUGUUUACCCUUCUGCAAGCACACCAAUGUGGUCUCAAAUAUACAGGUCCAUGGGCUCCAUUCCUGCUGAUUCAGGCGGUGAAGUAGAUGUCACUGAACAAUCACAACUGCGCCACUUCAAUAACUUUCCCUUUGCCCAACUCCCACCAUUUACGUUUGCUGCAACAAGUUUGAAUGGAGAGAGAAUUCACAGCAACUUAAGUGUAUCAGAGUCUCAAAUUGAUGCUCAAAAGAAAUUUCUGGAGCACCAGAUUGAGGUUUUGCAAGCCCAGCUCCAGCUUAUACAGAAGCUAUAUGCUGAGAAAACCAAUGCUACAGAAGCAACUUGUGCCAGCAAGGGAAAGACCGUAUCGUCAUUGUCUUCCUCUUCUUCAGAUUGCAAUCAGCAUGUGAAGACUGAAGAUUCAGAUUCAUAGUCUUGCCUUCACACAGGCAUAGGUGUAUGGUCAGGCAUAUGUGUAGGGUCAAGCAAGUUGAGACAGAGAUUGUGGGGAACUUGCGUUAGAGAGCUGCAAAUUCAUAUAGUUUUUUUUCCCCCUUUUAAACCCCUUCUCUCAAGGGGAUUUCAGAUGGUCACUUCUCUGGAAAGAACUAAGUAUAUCUGGAAUUUGAUGCGCCAGAAAUUGCCAUUUGAAUAUGAGGAAUGCAUUCUGAACACAUGCUGAAUAUAGAACAUUCUGUGCUGACCAGCUGCUUUUUUAAUUUUGGCUUUCUAGUUUGUCGAUGUGCGUGUGGCUAUGGAAUAGUAGGUACAGUCUGCCGUUACAUCAGCUGGGAUAAAUAAAUGGGAUUUAUUUUGCAUUAUCACCA